GCUGCUGUCACCUGCGGCUGGGCGGGGAACUUGCGGACUUUAUCCGGAUUGCGGGGCGCAACCUGCUGCACUUCCGGGAUCCGGGGACUAAGGGACAGGCCGGGGACACAAUGGCGGAGCCCACCAGACCUCAGAGAAAGAUGUCCCGGACAGGAACCUCUCUGUACCAGGUUCUGGGACUGGAGAAAGGGGCCUCGCAGGAUGACAUAAAGAAAGCCUAUCGGAAGUUGGCCCUUCGGUAUCACCCGGACAAAAACCCGGACAACCCGGAGGCCGCUGAGAAGUUCAAGGAGAUAAACAAUGCAAACACGACCCUGAGCGAUGAGAACAAGCGCAAGAUCUACGACGAGUACGGCUCUAUGGGCCUGUACGUCGCCGAGCAGUUCGGGGAGGAGAGCGUCAAAUAUUACUUCCUCAUGUCCAAGUGCUGGUUCAAGGGCCUGGUGAUCUGCUGCAGUCUGGUAACCUGCUGCUGCUGCUGUUGUUGCUGCGGGUUUUGCUGCGGCCGCUGUAAACCUCCGGAGGAGGAUGAAUCUUAUAAGUGUGUGAAUCCUGAAGACCUGGAAGCUCAGAUAAGAGCAGAAGAUAGUGACGUAAUCAAUAUGCAGCCAUCGCCAGGACCCCCCAUUCACCCUGAGCCGCAGCGGCAGAAUUCCUAACGCAAAUCCCGGUCCCGUGUGAUGAUCUGUAUGGAAGCUGUUUUGGACAGGAUUCCUUUCCCGUCACUUCUGAAGACUUCCUGCUCUUUGGGAGAAGGCGAGAGGAGGUCCUAAGCAGCCAGAAGCACCUUCCACAAUAUUACCAGUCAUAUUUCCACGUCAUGGAGAGCCACUACAACCCUGUCACUCGCUACCCGUCAUCAUCUUCCAUUGGACAAGGAGUAUCAGGCGGUGGCUUGUCACGGCCACCGACGAGCGGCAGAGACGCAGCGUAGAACUGAGUUUAUUCUGUACAUCUCUACCAAAGAGUAGCCAGUGUCCUCCUUCAUUCCUGACCAACUGUGGAAGCGCCUCCUCGCCUUUCCGCAUCGGAUGUUGUGUAGGCCUCAUCGCAGCAAAGGUUCUCCAGCUUUGUGUCUGAAUCCGUCCCACGGAGAGUCCAUCGCAGACCCGGCGCUCCACCUGUUCUCUUCUACCUUAUGCAUAAGCGGUAACAUGGAGAUCUAGGCUGCGGUCUCCUACUCAGACAAUCUCCCCCUUUUCCUGAAUCAUGUCUCUGUUCUUUCCCCGUCAGCUGCAGGCACGGGGUCAGUGUAUAAAUGUCAUUGUUUUAGACGUCAGUAAUUAUGUUGCAGCGGAACCUCGCUGUCCCUCUCACGCCCCUCACCCUCCUCCCUCACCGGUGUAUGGGCUCCAGCAGCCACACGGGCACAAAGAACCUGUAGUGUAAACGGUUAACGGACAAUAUUGCUUAUUUUCUAGAUGAAAUGAGAACUCUAGCCCCCGGCAGGCGCGGGACAGCGAAUCCUUUGUGUAUAUACUAAAAUGGCGUCUGCGCUAUUUGUCAGCGGCCUGUAUCGGCGAAGGCUCCUCUGAGUCAUUUUAAUCAUUUCCAGUAUUGGACAAACCUUGGUUUUUAUCUUUAUGAACCUUCCAGCUCGUCUUCUGCUACAGUAUGUCCCACACGGCCUCUCGGAUGACGCUACAGACCACGUGCGUGCGGAUCAGCGGCUCUGAUGCCUGUGGCUGUGGAUUCCAGGGCAUUGCUGGUGAGCCGAGCGUCCAGCCCCUGGCGCGCACACCACACAACAGCCAUAUUGCCAGUUUGGGGACUGAGCUACGUGUUCUGGAACCUGAGAUCAGAACUGUAUUAUUGUGUUGGUUUUUGCCAAAUUUCUCCGCUUUCACCAGCAACAUAUUGGUGAGAUCAGUAAGCGGUCAUGCACCAUAUAAUGGCCCCGCACCGAUGUGUAUCCUGUACAACACUGUGUUACCACCGUAUAAACAGCAGGGGGAGUGUCCUGGAGGGGUAAUAAAAUGCAGCGCUCACUCAAACAA
Pseudophryne corroboree (corroboree frog) is the source of this 1997-nucleotide messenger RNA. RefSeq names its product DnaJ heat shock protein family (Hsp40) member C5 gamma (gene DNAJC5G). Bases 111 to 659 code for a protein of 182 amino acids. The transcript is spliced from 6 exons. The record is from RefSeq and is a predicted model, not a curated record. Lineage: Eukaryota; Metazoa; Chordata; Amphibia; Anura; Myobatrachidae.